UGCUUCUUUUCUUCUCCAUAUCUGAACUACGAAGAAGCAUAAAUGCUUCUUUCUUCUCCAUAUCUUUGUUGGCAUGUUGUACUAGUUAUUCUCACGUUUAAUUUCCAUUUCCAAAUGAAAGAGAGUUGUGACAAGAGCUGCAGAGAGUGCAGAGAGUGGGGGGAGCAUUUUUAUUGGAACCAUCUGGAUAAACGUAAGAUGCAUUUCUUCAAGUUUAUGGUGGGAGAUUUCGCACAAUGCAUGAGCAUGCCAAAGAAGUUCGUGAACCACUUCAACGGGCAAAUAUGCGAACACGUCGAUCUAAAGCCUCCUAGUGGUGACAUAUGGCGAAUCGGGCUUACGAAGCUUGCAAAUGAAAUAGUCCUCCAAUCUGGGUGGAAGGACUUUGUCGAUGCUCACCGCAUCGAGGAGAAUGACCUUCUGAUCUUUAAAUACUAUGAGAGCUCUUCGUUCGAAGUUUUGAUAUUCGAUGGAAGCGGUUGCGAGAAAGCCUCUUCUUUUUUCGCGAAGAAGAACGAUCCGCCAGUAGGUGAAGCUGAUGAAAUUCCUCUGGAGGUAAUCAACAGAAAGGAACUGAUUGAGCUUCGCUCGUCGGGCAGUUCUAGCGAGGACGAUGCAAAACCUGAGAUCACUACCAAGUCCUUGAAUGGUUCCAAGAAGAUGUCGAAGCGAAUACUCAGGGCCGGUUCCGGAAGUGGAGAAAAAGAUGCAGGGACAUAUGUGGAGACCUUGGUUCAUCGAAAGAAGUAUAGAGUUUCGCCGAGAAAAUAUGCUGGGCCUUCGAAAGGUGUGAAUUAUGGUGUUAAGAAGGAUACUCCAGAGAGGGAUGAGCAUGGGCAGAUGCCCUGCAAUGCUCCCUAUUUCUCUCUGAGAAGCCUACAGUUAAGUCCGUCGCAACAUAAGAAGGUAUCAAAGUUGGCUCUUGGUCUCUGUCCAAACCCUACUUUUGUGAUCUGCAUGUAUCCGACACGCGUCGGCAAGAAUUGCUUUUUAAACAUCCCGAGAAGCUUUGCUGCUGCACACCUGCCGCGAAGAUGCGAGCAGAUCAUCCUUAAACGUCCCAAUCAGAAAAAGAAGUGGAUCACUUCGUACGUUUCCACGAGACAAGUGAGAGGCGUAUAUGGAGGCAUAUAUGGAGGUUGGAAGCACUUCGUGAUCGACAACAAUUUGCAACAGGGGGAUAUCUGCCUCUUUGAACUAAUGAAGAACAAGAAAAUGCUCACGAUGACUGUUUAUGUGUUCUAGCCGUAUCACCGUCAAUCUGGUAAACUAGGGCUUGGUUUUUGACAGGAAUUUCACCAGGUUCUUUAGCUUAUUAGUUUUGCAAUUAUCUCUGAAGACUACACUAGUGUAGCUUGGUAACUCAACUAGAUGAGCGACUUCAAACUGUUGUGAUCAGGUACCUUUCCCUGUGAAUGUUGAUAUGUAACUAUGAUGGUUAAUGUACUAUGAAUGCUUAAAUUGGUUAACCAUAAGCUUU
This is a messenger RNA of Ananas comosus (pineapple), 1480 nucleotides long. Its product is annotated as B3 domain-containing protein Os12g0592300. NCBI's taxonomy places the organism in Eukaryota, Viridiplantae, Streptophyta, Magnoliopsida, Poales, Bromeliaceae. Gene Ontology annotation, molecular function: DNA binding. The transcript has 4 exons. Bases 43 to 1245 code for a protein of 400 amino acids. The record is from RefSeq and is a predicted model, not a curated record.